AUGUACUUUAUUGUUAUUGAUGACAUAUGGGAUAUACAAACAUGGGAGAUGAUCAAUUGUGCUUUCAUCGAUAGUCAUCCAGAAAGUAGAAUAAUCAUAACUACUCGUGAUGUUGAUGUUGCCACAAAAGCUGGUGGCAUCUACCGCAUGGAACCACUUUCUGAUGAUAACUCCAAAAUGUUAUUCUAUACAAGAACAUUUGGUGGCGAUGGAGCAAGUCCAUAUAACCAACCUCCCGAAGUGACUAACAAAAUUUUAAAGAAAUGUGGUGGUGUGCCUUUAGCUAUCAUUACAAUAGCUAGCUUGCUUGUUGGUAAACGAUGUGAGGAUUGGUCUAAGGUGUAUGAUGCCAUUGGUUUUGGGCAUGAAGACAACAAAGUUGUUCAUAACACAAGAAAGAUAUUGUCAUUUAGCUAUUAUGAUCUGCCUUCCCAUUUGAAGACAUGUUUAUUAUAUCUAAGCAUGUUUCCUGAAGAUAGCUUGAUUGGGAAAGAAACACUGAUUUGGAGGUGGGUCUGUGAAGGUUUCAUCCUAGAUAGAGAAGGUAUAGGGUCAUUUGAGCUCGGGGAGAUCUAUUUCAACGAGCUCAUUAACAAAAGCAUGAUCCGGUGGAUUGAUGACUAUGAUGACGAGCAAGGUGGUUGUCGUGUCCAUGAUAUGGUGCUCGAUCUCAUCCGCACCAUAUCAAAUGAUAUAAACUUUGUUAAAAUACAUGAUAUGGAGCAGCAUGGCACAAGUUCGCGAGGACAACAAACCAAUAGGAUUCGCAGAUUAGCACUUCACAGAAGAAGUGCGGAACACAAUUCUAGCAUUGCCAUGGAACACCUAAGGUCAUUUUAUGUUGUUGGGUGCAGUGCUAAAAGGAUGCCCCUGCUUUUGUGCUUUAAAGUACUGCGUGUGCUAAUUAUUGAGGACUGUGUUUUUUCAGAAGGUAGUAGUCUUGAGCAUCUCGGUAAGUUGGUGCAGUUGAGGUACCUGGGACUAGUGAAGACAGCGGUCAAGAUCCCAGAAGGAAUAGGACAUGAUCUGAAGUUUCUCGAGAUAUUGGAUGUAAGGGGGUGUUUAAUAAGUGAGCUGCCGCCAUCUGUUGGUGAGCUAAUGAAUUUGAGGUGCUUGUGGGCUGAUUUAGGUACUGUGAUGAAAGGCGAGAUAGGAAAACUGACAUGCCUUGAAGAACUGCAGCUACAUUCGGUGGAGAAGUGCCCAAACUUCUUCACAGAGGUGGGGAAGCUGACAAAGUUAAGGGUGCUCAAGAUCUUUUUCCGUAAAAUAGAGUCUGCAGGCAAGGCUUUGAUGGAUUCUCUGUGCAAGCUGCACAAGAUCCAUAGUCUGACGGUCUUGGAUGUUGGUGAUGAGGAUGAGUAUUCAGUUGUCCUCAAUCAUAGCUUGGAAGACUUGGCACCCUGUACAAAGCUGUACGAGUUAGGUCUGCUUAGCAUAGUUAUACCGAGGGUGCCAUCAUGGAUCAAUCAUUUAAGUGUUCCACUCCUUUCUCGUCUAUGGUUGCAUGUGGAUGCGGUAGAAGUUCGAGAUGUUGAAACCAUCGGCAGGUUGCCGUCCCUCCUCGUCCUUGGUCUCUGGAGUAACGAUGAAAAGAAUAUAUCAUAUACUUUUGGCAGCAAUGAGUUUCACAAGCUGAGAGUCUUGUGGACGAAGAAGAUAGAGAUUGCCAUUGGAGCAGGAGCAUUGCCGAUGCUUGAAGCGCUGGUAUACAGUGCAAGCGUUGAAAGAAAGGACGCUGCCAACCUGGUGCCGCGGGGGAGAAAUAGCUGCCCUUUGCUGAAGUCAGUCGCCUGUUGGCUUGACUGCACUAACAGCAGCUACAGGGAAGUAAAGGAAGCGGAGAAAGUGCUGAGGCAGGCCGCCAGAACCCGUCACAAUCUCGGUGUCGACAUAGAAAAAGAAAACUACGAUGAGGAGGCAGGUAAAUUCAUUGAUAAUCUCGAGUGGAUCCUACGUGGGUUGGACAGACCCGACGAUGUGGGCCGUCCUGCUGCAUACCAGGAAGAAAGGAUACGUCGCAUGAUUAGAUCACUCGAGAGAAGGCUACGUGACGCUGGAGAGCCUCGGGUCGGGAGGUACGGCCAACAAGAGAUACGUGGCCUUGUUGCCAAAUUCAAGAGUUGGCUACAUGAUCAUGCAGGCACCGACCAGGAUGAGGCGGGCAAGAGUGCUGUCACGGACGAUGACGAUGACGAUGACGAUGAAGAUUAUUAUUACGAUGACGACAAUGCUACCGACCUAGCAGAGGCAGACGAUGGUGAAGCCACUUGGAGUCGGAAUCAGCAGGAGGAAGAGGGCGCCCAACCUUGA
Molecule: messenger RNA, 2313 nt
Organism: Triticum turgidum subsp. durum (durum wheat)
Lineage: Eukaryota; Viridiplantae; Streptophyta; Magnoliopsida; Poales; Poaceae
Source: the annotation of a GenBank genome assembly